AUGGCAUCAAUGACCUCCAAGGUCCCCCGAGCUUUUGCUAGAAGACCGGUUGCACUUUUUAAUUCAUGCGGAACCGUAACCUUUACGCGCUUUUCGUUGAAACGGCCAAUCCUCUCUCGGGCCUCCCCUGUGCAGCAUCAGAUUCGGAGUGUUGGAGGAAACUCUCAUUGCCAGCUAGUCCCUGACAAGAAGAACGAACUAUGUUUAGAUGAACGAGGCGGAAAGUACACCAAGUAUGCAGCCGGAGCGUUAUUCUUCCUCGUUGUUUUUUGGGUGUCGAAUAAGAUAAAAUAUCGGGUUCCUGAGUCAGAAUAUGCGGAGGACUUCGACAUUCCCCACACAGAGGAAACACCUCGUCUCUCAGAUUUGAUUUGCCUGGAUACAACACCUGACCACUGGUGA
Fusarium poae is the source of this 402-nucleotide messenger RNA. RefSeq lists its product as uncharacterized. The transcript has 2 exons. The record is from RefSeq and is a predicted model, not a curated record. Lineage: Eukaryota; Fungi; Ascomycota; Sordariomycetes; Hypocreales; Nectriaceae. Bases 1 to 402 code for a protein of 133 amino acids.